Antrostomus carolinensis (chuck-will's-widow) is the source of this 735-nucleotide messenger RNA. RefSeq names its product cytochrome P450 4F22-like. Gene Ontology annotation, molecular function: monooxygenase activity; oxidoreductase activity, acting on paired donors, with incorporation or reduction of molecular oxygen; iron ion binding. The record is from RefSeq and is a predicted model, not a curated record. The annotation marks the transcript as partial. NCBI's taxonomy places the organism in Eukaryota, Metazoa, Chordata, Aves, Caprimulgiformes, Caprimulgidae. The transcript is spliced from 7 exons.
GCCUGGCUGGAGAGCCAUCAGGGACAAAGGAUGGACUUCAUUGACCUUCUCCUGCUCGCUAAGGAUGAGGAUGGCAACAGCUUGUCGGAUGAGGACAUCUCGGCCGAGGCUGACACCUUCAUGUUUGAGGGUCAUGACACGACAGCCAGUGGCUUGGCAUGGUUGCUCUACAACCUGGCCCGUCACCCGCACUACCAGGAGAGGUGCCGGCAGGAGGUCCGUGAGCUCCUCAAAGGCCGGGAUGUGGAGGAGAUUGAAUGGGAGGACCUGUCCCACCUGCCCUUCACCACCAUGUGCAUCAAGGAGAGCCUUCGCCUGCAUCCCCCCGUCACCGCCGUGUCCCGGCGCUGCACCGAGGACAUCGCCCUUCGUGAUGGACGUGUCAUCCCCAAGGAGAUCAUCUGCCUGAUGAGCAUCUACGGGACCCACCACAACCCAGACAUCUGGCCUGAGCCCCAGGUCUACAACCCACUGAGGUUCAGCCCGGAGAACAGCCAGGGUCGGUCCCCGUUGGCCUUCAUCCCCUUCUCCGCCGGUCCCAGGAACUGCAUCGGGCAGAGCUUCGCCAUGGCUGAGCUGAAGGUGGUGGCAGCGUUGACGGUGGCACACUUUGUCAUCCGGUUGGACGAGGAGAGGCCACCACGGCGCAAGCCCGAGCUCAUCCUCCGCACCGAGGACGGGCUCUGGCUGCUGCUGGAGCCACUGCCAGAGGUGGCCUGAAGGACACAGGGUCAC